AUGUUUGCACACGUCAAAAGAAUCUCAUCAACAUAUAUUCAAAUUCUAACACUCGCAUUGGCUAUUAUUAUUCUUCAAUCAGUAGCUCAGCAGUUUCUAUGCUCAAGUUCUUCAUCAAACAUUUUUUCACAGAUUCUUCUUGAAUCCUCAAUUACACUUGCUCUCAAUGCUGUCAGGUGUAUUAAACUUGAACAAAAAACUGAAGAACCAGGCAUUUUGGAAGAUAUGCAUGUUUUAAUGUAUUUCUUACAGCUCUCUGCAGUUUUGUUUUCUAUUUCUGUGCUGAGUUCAACCCUUAGAAGCUAUUACAGUCGAGUGUUAAUUACCUCGCUCAAAACAUUCGAAAUUCCUUUUUUAGAUCUCAAAAGCAUCAUUAAAAAAGGCACAGAUGGCUUAGAGCUGGAGUUUAGUAGCUCACAUAUGUUGUCAACAAUUAUCCAAUGUGUGUUCGUAUUUGUGCUCACUAUUUCCUCGAUCAAUCAUUGCUCGCCUGUUGGAAUAUUAAUUUUUGUACUUUUUAUAGUUGUUCUAACUGUAAAACAAAGAUAUAAAGCCCGUGUGAAUUCAAUUUCAUAUGUAAGAGCAAAGAUUAUAGCCAAAUCUUCUGAGAUCAUCAUCACAUUUCCAUUCUUUCUGCUGUUUGGAAGUGUAAAUGAUAUUAAAUCAUACAAAAAUAUUGCAAAAGCUCUAUUUAAUAUCAUUUCAUCCAUGUGUUCCAAUCACCUGUUAAGCAUUAUACGCCAAAAGUAUAAUAAUAUUUACAUACAUACAUGCAUUAUGGCCAAAGCAUUCAAAAUACUGAAAGUGUGCAUAAAAUCUAAUGGUGUUUCAAUACUUCAGCUCAGCGCCCUACUGCCCCUAUUUAUAUCAUUUUAUAUCCGCAAUACUAGAUUGUACGAUAUGUCGAAAGUAAAUGCAUUCAAACAGUAA
Messenger RNA from Vittaforma corneae ATCC 50505, 930 nucleotides. RefSeq lists its product as uncharacterized. The record is from RefSeq and is a predicted model, not a curated record. The transcript has a single exon. NCBI's taxonomy places the organism in Eukaryota, Fungi, Microsporidia, Nosematidae. The coding region runs from base 1 to 930 and encodes 309 amino acids.